AUGCUGAGCCGCUGUGGUCGCCAGGCUUUGCGAUUGGUCCCGCGCACGGGAAGCUCUUCCAGAGCUAUCGCCAUCACUACUACUCAACUCCGACCGGCUGCUCCCUUGCGCGCCUCCAGCUCAAUUUCUCAGAGCCGGAGUGUGUCGUCCUCCAGUCGCGAUGGACAGCAACAUUUGCUCUCCGCACACCUCGAGGAGGAGGACCCCACAAUCUACAAUAUUCUCCAGAAGGAGAAAAAACGUCAAAAGCACUUCAUCAACCUGAUCCCUUCAGAGAACUUCACUUCACAGGCGGUCCUUGAUGCCCUCGGCAGUGUGAUGCAAAACAAGUACUCAGAGGGUUAUCCCGGUGCCAGAUAUUAUGGAGGAAAUGAGCAUAUUGAUGAGUCAGAGAGGUUAUGUCAACAGCGUGCAUUGGAGACCUUCCGACUCAAUCCAGAAGAAUGGGGCGUGAAUGUUCAACCACUUUCCGGUUCCCCCGCCAACUUGUAUGCCAUCUCCGCCCUUCUCAACACGCAUGACCGCCUGAUGGGCCUCGACUUACCCCAUGGUGGACACUUGUCACAUGGUUACCAAACUCCCACCAAGAAGAUCUCAUUCAUCUCGAAAUAUUUUGAGACCCUUCCUUACCGCCUUGAUGAGUCCACUGGUCUCAUUGAUUAUGACGCCCUCGAGAAGCAGGCGCUACUCUAUCGUCCCAAGCUCAUUAUUGCCGGUACUUCGGCCUAUAGCAGAUUGAUCGACUACCCUCGGAUGCGCCAGAUCGCAGACGCAGCUGGUGCAUACCUCCUCAGCGACAUGGCCCACAUCUCUGGUUUGGUUGCUGCGGAUGUACUUCCCUCGCCUUUCAGUCACUCUGAUGUGGUGACAACGACUACUCACAAGUCCCUGCGUGGGCCCCGUGGUGCCAUGAUCUUCUACCGCAAGGGUGUCCGCCGGACGGACAAGAAGGGCAACCCGGAGAUGUAUGACUUAGAGAAUCCCAUCAAUGCCUCCGUCUUCCCGGGCCAUCAGGGCGGCCCUCAUAACCACACCAUUACCGCUCUAGCAGUUGCACUGAAGCAGGCUCAGUCGACCGAGUUCAAGUCUUACCAGGAGACCGUCUUAGCCAAUGCCAAGGCAUUGGCUGACCGCCUUGGCAGCCCUCUCAGCAAUGGGGGUCUGGGUUACAACAUUGUGUCCGGUGGAACGGAUAAUCACCUGGUCCUCGUGGAUCUGAAGAACCGUGGGGUUGAUGGAGCUCGUGUUGAACGUGUUCUAGAGCUCUGUGGUGUUGCUAGCAACAAGAACACCGUUCCGGGAGAUCGGUCAGCCUUGAAGCCCGGUGGUCUCCGCUUGGGUACUCCUGCCAUGACUACUCGUGGCUUCCAGCCCGAGGACUUCCGUCGUGUGGCCGAUAUCGUUGACCGUGCGGUCAUCAUCACCCAAAAACUGGACAAGGUUGCCAAGGAGAGCGCUGCGGCUAAGGGUGUUAAGAACCCGAACACCGUCAAGGCUUUCCUGGAAUAUGUUGGUGAGGGCGAGGAGAUCUCAGAGAUUGUGCUCCUGCGGCAGGAAGUCGAGGACUGGGUAGGAACGUUCAGCCUUCCUUGGAAGGACGAGUAA
Molecule: messenger RNA, 1605 nt
Organism: Aspergillus bombycis
Lineage: Eukaryota; Fungi; Ascomycota; Eurotiomycetes; Eurotiales; Aspergillaceae
Product: serine hydroxymethyltransferase
Exons: 5
Coding region: 1-1605 (534 amino acids)
Biological process (GO): L-serine catabolic process; folic acid metabolic process; tetrahydrofolate interconversion
Cellular component (GO): cytoplasm
Molecular function (GO): zinc ion binding; serine binding; glycine hydroxymethyltransferase activity
Source: RefSeq, a predicted model, not a curated record